AUGGCAGACUUGGUCGGCAGUGAUACAUUUAAGACCGCUCCUACACCCACUCCUGCAGUUCCUCCACAGGACCAUGAAGGGGAGGAGUCGUGUACCAAGAGCGAUCUUCUUUUGGCGUCCUCACAGGAGCUUGUUAAACACUUCUUUCAAGACAUCAUCUUCUGUGACGACUCCCCCACAAAGUACUCACAAGCUGUUCCUGUUGUUAAUGAUUACGGUGUUGGAGGCCACCAACACUCCACCAGAAGUCCACCUGUUCACUCAUCUACCAGGCCAGCUGGCCACAUGUCUGCUGAGUCCGACAAUAACCUUGGUGGCUAUAAUGCCUUAAGAGCGUCUAUUGACAGUACAAGUCAGCCGGGCCACCCCGAUCCUUCAAACGCUCAGGGCUACAACAUGGGCCAAGUUGGACACCUUGAACCUUCCAACAGUAGUAGCGUUGGAGGUGAGAGCCUACUGGCGUCCUCGUGGAAGUUUCUUGAAUGUUCACAAGAAGACUUCAACCCACAAGCUUUUGCUGCUGUUCUUGAUAGUACAUUGGCAGCCAACAGUCCAUCACAGACAACCAAAGAAAAUGUUAGCGGGUUCCCAGAUUACGGUGCUGGGGGCUACCAACCCUCCACUACAGGUCCACCUGUCCACUCUUCUAACAGCCACAUGUCCGCUGAGUACAACAUUAACCCUAGUGGCUGUGACGCCUCCCUUACAGCUUCUGUGUGCACCGUUAGCCAUGCUAGCCAACCAGACUCUUCCAACACUUCUCUCCCUCUCCCACCUUCCUCUCGUCAACCUACACUCCCACCUCUGUACAUUCUACCUUCUACCACUUCUACAUCCGGCAAUUAUUUCAUCAUGCAAAUGACAGAUGGCAGCCAGGCGUGUCAAAUGGUUCCCAUGAGUCUCGCCCAUAGUCAGCUAAACCGCCCACCUGCAUCACAGACAUUCAAUCCAAAGUUCAAAUCCAUUUGUCCAGAGUGUGGCAUUACAGCGACAACAAAGGGGCAUCUCAAGAGACAUCUGAAGUGCCAUGGUUCAAAUAAACGAUACAAAUGUCAAAUGUGUAGCUGUGCUUUUAGUCGAGCUGAUUACCUCAAACGCCACGUUGCAGCUGCACAUCCGAAAGACUAG
Molecule: messenger RNA, 1128 nt
Organism: Homarus americanus (American lobster)
Lineage: Eukaryota; Metazoa; Arthropoda; Malacostraca; Decapoda; Nephropidae
Product: early growth response protein 1-like
Exons: 4
Coding region: 1-1128 (375 amino acids)
Source: RefSeq, a predicted model, not a curated record